This is a messenger RNA of Rana temporaria (common frog), 960 nucleotides long. RefSeq lists its product as uncharacterized. The transcript is spliced from 5 exons. The coding region runs from base 39 to 749 and encodes 236 amino acids. NCBI's taxonomy places the organism in Eukaryota, Metazoa, Chordata, Amphibia, Anura, Ranidae. The record is from RefSeq and is a predicted model, not a curated record.
CACGGUUGGAGAAUUUGAUAAGUUGGAACAUUUGACGGAUGAGGGCUUCGGCGAGGGAGCGGGUAGUCAAGAUGGACCCUGAGGAUCGGGUAUGGACCACAGCGGAGAGGAACACUCUUCUGAACUUAAUCCAGGAUGGGGGCUUCAUUCCAGGGCUGACGCAGGAAUUUGUUUCGAACAGGGCUACCUUCGAACGCCUCAGUGUCCUACUGAACCGCUGCAACAUCAGAGUCAGCAAGCAUCAGGUGGAGGCACAGUGGCAGCUUCUGAAGGAAGAAUUCUGGAAACGCAAGUGGAUGGUGGAUGACGGUCUGUGCCCAGCUUCUGCGCUUACUUCGGAUUUCCCAUUCUAUGAGGAGCUGGAGCAAAUACUAAUUUCACAAAAACCGGCCAAAGUCUGCAAGAGGGAGGCCGACAGCAGUGGGAUGAAGGCUCCUUCCCUGCUGGAUUCAGAGGACCCAGUCCUAUCAACAAACCUCAGCGAGGAAGAGGUGGAAGAAAGGCAGAAUGAUGCUGGGCCCGAUGUGGAGGAAGAGGUGGAAGUAGUGCAGAAUGAUGUUGGGCCCCAUGUCAAUGGGGAGGCUCCUGGAAGAGGUGCGGGUCAUAUUUUGUGUGUGCAGCCCUCUCCGGAUCUGCAGUGGUGUAGGCACACUCUCGAUGCUAUAGUGCAGAAUCUCCUGCGGCUGCAGGAGUGUAUCCAAGAUGUCUUGAGGGAUAUUGAGAGGGUGAAUCACAUGUUUUCCUUCUGAAUCUCCUGGGUCCCCUGGGCAUCUUCCUUUGGAUGUAGAUGUUAUAUGUCCUGCAUAGUAUGCCAUUGCCCACUGUGGUAUCCAUAAACCCUCCCUUGAACAAUAAAGGGCCAAAGUUUUAUUAUAGUGCGUUGUGUCCAAACUCGGCACACGUUUUCCAGUUUUUUAUACAGGUUUUUUGUACUAUUUUUUGUUUUAUGUAAUAAAAGUU